AUGCGGACCGCGGAAGGCGCCGCGAGUUUGCUCGGGAUGACCAAAGAUAUCCUGAUGGAAAGGAAAAGACGACAAAAAGAGGAAGUUUUGGUGGUGGCUUCGCCGGAGGGAAAAACGACGAACGCGGAUGAUGCUACCACCACCGGAGAAGAAAUUAAGGAAGAAGAAGGAGGAGAAGGAGAAGAAGGAGGAGAAGAGAAGAAAGAUGAUGAAUCCCGGUUGGAUUGGAAACCGCCGCAUGGAAGGAAGCGGAUUAAACUCGGCGACGACCAAACGCUCGAGAUGCCGUAUAAGUACGAUUUUUUAAAGUACGAUUUGAAUUUACCGGGUUUGAGAGAGCUCGCGUUGCCGGAGAUUAUGCGGAAUAACGCUGGGCACAUAGAUUAUAGGACGAUUUCGCACCAGAGAGUUUUGACGUUGUUUCAGUUGUUGCACAAUUCAGAGUUGGCGGAGAUUCCGUGCGGAGAAGAGUUAGCGAAGAAGAGAGAGGUGGAUAGGGAGUUUGCGCUGGCGAAUAACGUGAAACGGAGAAAGCGGAAGAUUGAACCGGAAGAACCGGAUACUAAAAAACGACUGGCUGCUGGAAGAGGAGGAGGUGGCGGAGGAAGAGGAGGAGGAGGAAGAGGAAGAGGCCCGACGUUCGAGAGAGAUCCGCAGGAUGAGUUACGAAAAGGUAUUCCGCGGAACAUUUUGAAAAUGACCGCGGCUGGAGUUGUUCGGGGUGGCGAUGGUGAGGAGAAUACCGAAACUGCAGAAGAUCGUCUUUUAACAAAGUUUACCCCGGUAACGGUCCAAGAAGCAGCCGCGCGAUCCAACGCGCCUUUAGUGCCAGUAGAAGCGUAUUGGAUCGAAAAAUUCGCGAAAGUUGAACAGGAAGAAAUUCGACGAUUGCCCUCCAAAGAAGAGCGCGAGUUACAACGCUCGCAAUCAACGCUACGUAGACACGGCAUACGCGACGAGUUACACCGACGACGCGAAGAGCAAACGUUUGAGUUUGCUCAGUACGCGACGAAGUUUCAACCGACGGAGGAGAAACGGAAGGAAACGAACAUUGAGCAGUUGUGGCGACGGAUCGCCAUCAUUGAAGUUCCAGGAACGAAAAAUAUUGCAAUGUUACGGAACGACGUGGAACUGCGACGCGCGCGUUUAUUAGCGCACAUGUGUGCGGUAGAAGUUAGGAAAAGAAACGCACUUCGCAAACGAUUGAUGAAAAUCACCCCGAACGCAAACUUACGAAAACUCUCGUUUGUGGUUUCCUCGUUUUGGAGAGCGGCAGAACGGCACGCGGAAGACCACAUAAAGAAUACGAAAAUACGAGAACGACAGGAGAAACAACGAUUAGAGCAAGAGCAGGAGGCGAAAAUGCAAGAGCACCGGUUGCAAUUUUUGUUAAACCAGUCCGAAUUAUACGCACACUUUGUCACGAAGAAAACCACCGAGGACGAAGAAGAGGUGAUUCGAGAGAAGAGCGAACAAGCCAUCGCAAAAGCCGUGGCUGAGAAUCCAAAUUCAGUGUUAUCCGAAGAAGAGAGGAAGAAAGUCGCCGAGGAAGCGAAACAAUCCGCUCUGGAGGAAAUGCGAAAAACGAAAUCGAAAAUGGACGAGUUUGACCAAUCCACGAAAGAAGCGCGAGAUAAGAACAAAGUCGGAGAAGAAGCAGACUUUAAAGCGAUGGAUGUGGAUAAAAUCGAACAACCGAAAAUGCUCAACGCGACGUUGAAACAGUACCAAUUGGAAGGCUUAAGAUGGAUCGCGAAUUUAUACAACAACGGCAUCAACGGUAUCUUAGCUGAUGAGAUGGGUUUGGGUAAAACCGUUCAAAGCAUCGCGUUGUUGGCGCACUUGGCGGAGAACAAAAAUUUGUGGGGGCCAUUUCUCGUUGCCGCGCCGACGUCGACGUUACCGAACUGGUGUGCCGAACUGAAAAAGUUCAUUCCAGAUUUCAACGUCAUUCCGUAUUGGGGUUCGCAAGAUGAACGGAAAACCUUACGGCAAGCGAUUGGCGGGAACGAGCAAAGCACGAGAGACGCCGCCUGUCACGUCUUUGUCACGAGUUACGAUUUAUUGUUGAAAGACGAAAAAUAUUUGAAUAGGAUUAAGUGGCAAUAUAUGGUUUUAGACGAAGCCCAGGCGAUUAAGAACAGUUCGAGUUUACGCUGGAAAUCGUUGUUGGGUUUCAAAUGUAGAAAUCGUUUGUUGCUUACCGGUACGCCGGUGCAAAACACGAUGCAAGAACUUUGGGCGCUGUUGCACUUCAUCAUGCCGACGUUGUUUGAUUCGCACGAACAGUUUGCAGAAUGGUUCUCGAAAGGAGUCGAAGGCUCCGUGACGGAUGGUAAAGAGUUGAACGAACAACAGUUGGCUAGAUUACACGCCGUGUUAAAACCGUUCAUGUUGAGACGUUUAAAAACGGAUGUUUUAGGCGAAAUGGCCGCGAAGGAGGAACACGUAAUCAGAUGCGGAAUGAGUCGUCGACAAAAAGAGAUGUAUAGGAGUAUUAAAAAAUCCGUCGCGUUCGAUCAAAUCAACGAGGGCGAUUACAAUCCUCUCGGUACGAUCAUUCAGCUCAGAAAAGUGUGCUCGCACCCGGAUUUGUUCGAGGAGCGAUCCAACUCGGAACCGUUUGCGUUUUCGCGAUUAGGCGGCGCGCCGGGAUGUUACGUAGGAAGUACAUCAUCAAUUUCUGGAGAUGCAAAUGGCGCAGAUGGCAGUGACCCUAAAACGACGGAGAAGAUCGGUAUGGGCGGUGUGCGUAUGAACAUCAAUGCGUUCCUGAAAACUGCCGAACCGCUCGUGGACGUGCGCGCGUGGAGAAGUGAAAUCGAAGUCGCGCUGCCGAAACUGGCGUUUAGAGAUUUUGGCAUUUUGUUUUCCAGUAAGGAGAAACUGUUGAGAAAUGAUUUUAACGUCGUGACGAAUGCGUCCAUGAGACUCUUGCGAAUGCACAACACGUGUUCCGAGUGGGCCCAAGCCGUGUUUGAAAGAGACGAGGACGCGUUGACAGCGAAAUUCGUCACCGCCAACGGCGGCGGCGAACACCGAUCGUCUUUUUACGAAACAGAAGGUCUGAAAGCGCUGCACUUUGACGAACACUCUUCUUCAAGAAGGAAAACAAACAGAAGGAUGUUGAACGUGUGCGGCGUAGGAAGUGCGAAGGACUUCAACGAUAAGCGCGCACAACACCAUCAAGAACACGGCGCUGCAAAAUGUUACGUUCUCGAGGACCUCGUCAAAGAUACGGUGCCUUUUAUUCGCGCGGUCAAUCGCGCGUACCAACCGAGAGUCUUGUCAAAACCACCAAACGAGUACUGUUCUGAUUCUUCGCACUACUCGAUGAAAAGCAAUCAAACCCGAAUGUCUGAUUACAUUCGGUGGGCGCUAUGGGAGUCCACGUCGCCGAUGGAACUCACCGGAAGACACCAAAAAUGGAAAUCUUCCCUGAGUAGCAGUUACGCUUCUGUCUUUCCUUCGUCUUCGGUCGCGGCGAGCGAAUACGAGAGAAGGAAUCUCGUGAUCAACUCUUCCGCGAACAACGUGAUGUUGAACAAGGUUCAAAAACUCACGCACCGCACCGACCGAGUCUCGUUGUUAGACGAAACGAUGCACAUCCACGGGGACUCUUUAUCAGAAUUACCGAACCCGGGGUACGAUUUAGCGUUGGCCAUGGCGGAUUCCGGGAAACUGGCCGCCUUGGACAAACUUUUAUUCGAAAAGAAAGCGCAAGGGUCUCGAGUAUUAAUUUUCGCGCAAAUGACAACCAUGCUUGAUUUACUAGAAACCUAUUUGCGAGCCAGGCAACACAAGUUCGUUCGUUUAGACGGUUCAACGAAAGUUUCCGAUCGCGCCGCGGUGGUGUCUGGAUUUCAAUCCGACGAGUCCAUCUUCGUCUUUAUGCUUUCAACUCGCGCCGGUGGAUUAGGUAUCAACUUAACCGCCGCGGAUACGGUUGUAUUCUUCGAAUCUGAUUGGAAUCCAACGGUCGAUCAACAGGCCAUGGACCGUGCGCACAGAUUGGGACAAACGAGAACCGUUCACGUUUACCGUUUGAUUUGUCGCAACACGGUUGAAGAAUACAUCGCGAAAACCGCCAAGGAAAAAGAGCAAGUGACCGAUUUAGUCUUGAAAGGGUCCAACAAGAAGAAGGAAGAAGAAAGCCUCGAACGCGUAAAAUCUUUCGACGAAAUCAACGACGCGCAAACGACAGAAAUCUCCAAAGCGGAGGCUUUAAAAAUGUUAUUGGACGACGCGGGCGAGGAGGAAGAACACACGAAAGAGCGAAGAGUGAGAAUGGAAGUCAAGAUCCAAAAAGCCGUGGAAAUCAUUCGAGCGAAGAAAGGAGGACGAGGAGGGGAAGUAAAAGCGGCAGGAGCGGAAGCUGCAACAUAA
Bathycoccus prasinos is the source of this 4386-nucleotide messenger RNA. RefSeq names its product SNF2 family helicase/ATPase (Ino80), putative. Gene Ontology annotation, biological process: DNA repair. Gene Ontology annotation, cellular component: Ino80 complex. Bases 1 to 4386 code for a protein of 1461 amino acids. NCBI's taxonomy places the organism in Eukaryota, Viridiplantae, Chlorophyta, Mamiellophyceae, Mamiellales, Bathycoccaceae. The transcript has a single exon. The record is from RefSeq and is a predicted model, not a curated record. Gene Ontology annotation, molecular function: ATP hydrolysis activity; ATP-dependent chromatin remodeler activity; histone binding.